Arvicola amphibius (Eurasian water vole) is the source of this 2157-nucleotide messenger RNA. RefSeq names its product ATP-binding cassette sub-family G member 3-like. Gene Ontology annotation, molecular function: ABC-type transporter activity; ATP binding; ATP hydrolysis activity. Gene Ontology annotation, cellular component: plasma membrane. Lineage: Eukaryota; Metazoa; Chordata; Mammalia; Rodentia; Cricetidae. The transcript is spliced from 16 exons. Bases 1 to 2157 code for a protein of 718 amino acids. The record is from RefSeq and is a predicted model, not a curated record.
AUGUCUUCCAAUAAUGACCCUGUUGCAAUUCCAGUGACAGAAGGAAAUUCUGAUGACCCUCCAGGAAAUUCCGAUGACCUUACAGAAAAUUCCGUUGACCUUCUAGAAAAUUCCAAUGACCCAAGCACACUGCGUAGAGAGGCUGUGUUAAGUUUUCAUAACAUCAGCUACCAAGAAACAGUGCAGUGUGGCUUUCCAUUUUGUAAAAAAACACGUGUGGUAGAAAGACUAUCAAAUAUCAGUGGAAUCAUGAAACCUGGCCUCAAUGCGAUUAUGGGACCUCAAGAUGGGUGCAGAUCUUUGUUAUUAGAUGUCUUAGCUGCAAGGAAAGAUCCACGUGGAUUAUCGGGAGAUAUUUUGAUAAAUGGAAAACCUCGACCUGCUAAUUUUACGUAUACUUCUGGUUAUGUGCCACAAAAUGACGUGGUGAUGCCCACGCUGACUGUGAGAGACAACAUAGAGUUCUCAGCUGCUCUUCGACUGCCAAUGACUAUGACAAGAGAUGAAAAGAGAAGGCGGAUUAAUGAGGUCCUUGAACUUCUGCAUCUGAAUAAAGUGUCACAUGUCAAGCCCAGAUCUAAAGAGCUCAGGAAAAGGACCAGUAUAGCAAUGGAGCUGGUCACCGAGCAUCCCAUUUUGUUCUUGGAUGACCCCACCACUGGCAUAGACUUGAGAACUGCAAUAGAUGUCAUGUUGAUCCUGAAUAGGAUGUCUAUGAGGGGACGGACAAUCAUCUUCUCCAUUAAUCAGCCCCCAUCCUUCAUCUUCACACUAUUUGACAGCCUCACCUUAGUGGCCUCAGGAAAAGUCAUGUUUCACGGGCCUGCAGAGCAGGCUUUGGAGUUCUUCAGAUCCGCAGGUAUGGCUGCCUUUUGCCAUGAGAGCUCCUUCAGCUUCUUCAUGAACAUCAUUGUUGGAGGUUUCCUUGCUCCAUUUGACACAGAGGAAGAUGGCCAUGAUGCCAAUGAACAUGAUAAGCUUUCUGAGAGACAGAACCAACUCACAGAAAAAUUAGCCAAUAAGUAUUCCCAGUCCCCCAUAUACAGCACAAUGAGAACUGAACUGGAUCAACUCUUGGGAGAACAGAAGACAGGGAUGAGCCCAGCUUUGGAGGAGAUCACAUGUGUCACCCCUUUCUGGCAUCAAUUCUGGUGGAUUAUCUGUCGUUCAUUAAAAAACUUCAAGGGUUUUCCACGGAUCACUGUAAUUUGGGCAAUUAUCACAGUCUUACUGGCCGUGAUUGUCGGUAUCACUUUCCGUGUCCUAAGAAAUGACUGUACUGAAGUCCAGACCAGAGCUGGCCUGCUCUUCUUGCUCACAGUCUUCCAGUGUAUUACAAGUGUGACUGCGGGAGAGAUUCUCGUGAUUGACAGGGAUCGUUUUCCACAUGAACAUACCAGUGGAUACUACAGAGUGUUAUCGUAUUUCCUUGGGAAAUUGCUGGCUGAGCUGGUACCUAGGAGGCUAUUCCCAAGUAUUAUAUUUACUGUUAUAGUAUUCAUCAUAGCAGGAGUAAACACAGAUGUGAAGGGUUUCUUCACUAUGAUAUUUACCAUCAUGAUGUUGACUACUUCUGCCAGUUCCCUGCCACUGUCUAUAGGGGCAGGGCAGAUUGCAGUGGCUGUACCAAUAGUAAUUGUGACCAUCUACUUUGUGUUCAUGCUGUUUAUCUCAGGUCUAUAUUCCAUAAACAUCACACAGGACUUCUCAUGGAUUCAGUACUUGAGCAUUCCGCAUUUUGGAUUUACAGCUUUGCAGCACAAUGAAUUCUUGGGACAAAACUUCUGUCCAGAAAACAAAACUGCAGAAAUCAGUAGAUGCCACAACUAUGUAAUAUGCACUGGAGAAGAAUUCUUGGCAAUCCAGGACAUUGACUUUUCAUCAUGGGGCUUCUGGGAGAAUCACGUGGCCUUAGCUUGUAUAACGAUUAUCCUCUUAUCAAUUACCUACGUGGAGUUGUUAGCUUUUUCGAAAAAGAGACUUUCUCAACCCCUGUCUGCUGCACACAAACUGAACCAUGAGUCAGUUUCAGAAACCAAAGAGUCUGCCAGGCACCUGCUCAGAACUCUUGGGCUCAUCAGUCAUCCAGAGAAGCCAUGUCAUUCUUGUUACAGGAGACAGGGCUGCCUGUCCUCAGGCCUCCACAGCCUGAGCUAG